AUGCAUCAGGCUCUGCAGCAGCAGCAGCAGCAGCAGCAAAAGAAGCAAAAGCAGGAGGAGGGUGAUCAUGACGAAGAUGAGAUAGAUUGCUGCAGCAGCAGCAGCACAGCAGCAGAAGGGCCUCUUGAUGCUAUGCUGCAGCAGGAGCCUCCUAUCUCUCUUAACUAUUUAUGUGAUUUGCUGCAGCAGCAACUGCAGCAGGAGGAGACAGCAGACACAUUAGUUGAAUUAGAUGCUGUACCUACAGAGGCACAAUACCAGCAAGAGCAGCAGCAGCAGCAGCAAAAGAUGCAGCAGCAGCUACAGCAGCAGCAGCAGGUGUUGCUUCCUCAGACAUUCACACCUGCUGCUACUGCAGCAGGAGGACGUGGUGCAGCAGUUGCUGCAGCAGCAGCAGCAGCAACAGCAGCAGCAGAGAAAGAAACCCGCUUAUUAGAAAUAGUACAUCUGCUUGCAAGCAGCGAAGCAGCAACAGCAGCAGCAGGAGAAGUUGCAGCAGCUGCUGCAGCAGCAGCAGCAGCAAAAAGUUUGCUGCUGCAUGUCUCCUCUGGCCCACAACUUCUUACAGAGGAGGAAGCAGAAUAUGGCGCUGAGGCCACAUUGCAUGUAUUUGCUGCUGCUGCUGCAGCAGCAGCAGCAGGUGCUGCUGCUGCAGUUCCUGUAGUUGUGCUGCUAGAGCUGCAGGUAACAAAUACACUGCAGCAGCAAACUCUUGCUGCUGUUGCUCCCUCUCUCUUCUUAGAGGGGUCUCCUUGGCAGCUAGCUGCUUCCCUUACUAUACCUCAGCUAGCAGCAGGGGACAGCAGCAGCAGCUACGGUUUGCUGCUGCCUGCUGCUCCUGCUGCAGCAGCUGCAGCAGCAGCAGCAGCAGCAGCAGUAAGAAAAUGUAUAUCUAUUCCUUGCGGCCUAUCCUUCAUGAUUAAGGAAGAAGAAGAUGACGAAGGAAUUGAUGAUGAAUAUCCCCUCGAGCCUCUCUCUAUUACACCUGCACAAUUUAUACGUAAACCCUAA
Eimeria maxima is the source of this 1011-nucleotide messenger RNA. RefSeq names its product coatomer gamma 2-subunit protein, putative. The transcript has a single exon. The record is from RefSeq and is a predicted model, not a curated record. Bases 1 to 1011 code for a protein of 336 amino acids. NCBI's taxonomy places the organism in Eukaryota, Apicomplexa, Conoidasida, Eucoccidiorida, Eimeriidae. Gene Ontology annotation, molecular function: structural molecule activity. Gene Ontology annotation, cellular component: COPI vesicle coat; endoplasmic reticulum-Golgi intermediate compartment; endoplasmic reticulum. Gene Ontology annotation, biological process: intracellular protein transport; intra-Golgi vesicle-mediated transport; protein secretion.